Molecule: messenger RNA, 411 nt
Organism: Spathaspora passalidarum NRRL Y-27907
Lineage: Eukaryota; Fungi; Ascomycota; Pichiomycetes; Serinales; Debaryomycetaceae
Exons: 1
Coding region: 79-255 (58 amino acids)
Source: RefSeq, a predicted model, not a curated record
AAUUUAGGGGAUUAGCCGAAACUGACACAUGCUUGCUUGAAAAUAUUUAGAACAUAGGCAGGAGUUUUCAGUAGAAUUAUGCCUCCAUCAAACAGUCUAGACUACUUGAACUCCUUCAGAAUGAGCGAGAAGAUAGUUGACUAUACAACAUUACAUCAGAAAAUGAUCUGUCGCAUGUUACUUGCUAAUCUAAUGCUGCAGUGGAAAACCUAUCACAUCGUUUAUUGCCUGGUUAAGUAUUAUCUAAAACAAUAACUUCACAAUAGUUCAAGUUAUAAUUCCAUUGUUUAUUUUUAGCUACUUUGGAACGUUGGAACAAUCAGGUUACUUUAUAAUUAAACGAAUCAAUAUAUAGAUCACGUGUUAUUAUCACCAUUAUAAGACACGAUGCUAACUAACCUCAUACAUUUC